This is a messenger RNA of Cuscuta campestris, 1368 nucleotides long. The record is from the annotation of a GenBank genome assembly. NCBI's taxonomy places the organism in Eukaryota, Viridiplantae, Streptophyta, Magnoliopsida, Solanales, Convolvulaceae.
UACUACAUUAUUUCAGAAUGAGUAAUACAUUAUUUUAAAAUGAGUAUCACUUUAUUUCUAAAUAAAUAGUUAUAUUUGUGCAAAAAUGAGUAAUACUCUGUUUUAAAAUGAAUAUUAGCCCGAUGUAACAUGUACCUUUGUAGAAUUGCUCUAAUACCUCGUGUAGUCAUCCUCAAACUCCCUCACCUGCAAAAAAUUCACAGAAAAUCUGUUAUCUUGAAAAUGGCACUUCUUCACUCAUCUCUAUCCGCCACAGCAAUCCAACAAUCCCUCGCACCGUCCAUAUCUCUUCUGUCUCCCACAAGGCUACCAUUCCUCCAUGCCGAAUUCCCCCGACUUAGACUGGCCCCUGCGACCACCGCGAACCGCCCCUUCCGAACGACGACGAUUUGCAUGGGAGGCGGCCCGAGAACCUUUCCGGGCGGAGUCACCAAGUGGCAGUGGAAGCGGAUGCAAGCCAAGAAAUCAAAGCAGCUCCUCAAAGCCCGGCUGGCCAGGGAGCGCCAGAUCUACGAGAUGCGGAAGCGCGCCGAGCUCAAAGCCGCAAUUUCUGAGCUCGAGAGGCCGUGGGAGGCGGUGGAGAAGGCGCCGACGCUGUUCUCCGUCAGGGCGGAUGAGCAGCUCAAGGUAUUGGCCGACCGGUUCCAGAAGCCGGGAGGGAUCGACUUGUGGUCCGAGAAAGACGGACCCGAAUUGUUCAAAUCCGGAUCUGCCCUUUCUUCAGAUAGAAAAAUUGUUCAAACCUUCAAACCCUAUGGCAAAAUUGAAGACACCAAUGAUGGAUUUGUGAAUUCUGUCUAUUCCGGCCAAGACUCACUGGGUGAAGAUAACCAGCCACGGGGAAUGAACAAAACCAACUUCCAUGGGAGCUCAAGAAGAACCUCCCAGACCAAUUCUUUGGAUAGAGAACGAAAUGAUUUCCGUUCAGAUGAGCAGAACUCGAAGAGAAGGCCUAAGGGUCUGAAGAGUAAUUCCAGGAAGGGGAACAUCAUGAGUUCUUCUUCCUCUGUCCUGCAGAAGCCGGAUCCAGAGAAAAUCGGACGAGUUAAUUCUGCAAACAAUUUUAUAAAUGGGAAGGUAAUGCUCAAUCGUUCCAAAUCGGUAGAUAUGGUUUUGCAGGGUGAUGAUGGAAUUCAUGACUUAAGAGAUUAGAACUAAGCAUGCAAACUACUAUGGUUUUGAUGACUCAUAAAGUUUGAAAAAAAAAGGGGUUCCAGCUUAAUGCAGGAUCUGCAUUCUUGAGAUUAGAAUGCAAACCCAUUCAGAUUGUUCAUCAACCAAACUACAAGAUGGCAAUGCUUAGAAAAAAUAUAUAUGAGAGCCGUAUUUAUCAAACACAGAAGCUGGGAAUCAACUACUAAGAGGAUU